This is a messenger RNA of Prorocentrum cordatum, 224 nucleotides long. The record is from the annotation of a GenBank genome assembly. NCBI's taxonomy places the organism in Eukaryota, Dinophyceae, Prorocentrales, Prorocentraceae.
GAUCUGGCCGCGAUUGGUGGCACGGUCUCUGGACAGCUUGCCCCACUUGGAUCCGAUCUGCAGGCAGUCGCGAAGCAUGUAAAGGACAUGGAUGACAAGUUCGAGUCCCAGCUGGUCACGACGGCCGAGCUUGACGCCAAGAUCGGGAGCAUCGAGGCCAAGAUCCUCGACACCAUCAAGACGCCCCUCGCUGCGGCAGCCUGUUCCCCGCCUGGGUCCACGAG